Peniophora sp. CBMAI 1063 is the source of this 1299-nucleotide messenger RNA. The record is from the annotation of a GenBank genome assembly. Lineage: Eukaryota; Fungi; Basidiomycota; Agaricomycetes; Russulales; Peniophoraceae.
AUGAGCGACGAAGACGACUCCCCCAUUGACAUCAGCAAGUACACCCCUCCCGACUGGAUCGACCUGUCUCUCCCUGACCCUCUGAACAUCGAGGACAUAGACUUUAACGAGCCUGCAAUGCUCCUCAUGCUCCAAAUCCUCCUCGGCCUCAAGGGCGACUCUGGGCCCAAGUCGAAGACGCCUUGGGGCAUUCAGCUUGCCAACAAACCGAGCCCGGCAGCUGUUAGCUCCGUGUUGCAGCGUGCGGCUGACCUUCUCGAAGCCGUUUGCAAGCUGAUAGCGACAAAAACUGGGUGGACCGUCAACUCUGUCCGGGCGAACUUUUGGAAAGGCUUCACUGCCUCGACCAAGACCCACGCCCCCUCUUCCUGGAAUGCGUUCGCCCAGAAGGAACACAAGAUUGCCGUCGAGGCGGCAAUCACAUCUGGGGAGAAGCCACCGACGCUACCUACUUUUCUCAAGGACAACAAGGGGACGCUGUCGGAAAAGUAUGCGAAGCUCAGUGCCGAAGAGAAGGCGGCAUUGCUCAAGGAUUUCAAUGACGCUCGGGCAGGGGCGAAGAAAGUACAAGUCUCUUCUCAGCUAACACGUCCGGGCCUCACGAAGACCAUCGGCGCGCAUGCGAAACACGUCAGAGCCAUUCUCGACGAGCUCUAUGACGCUGCCAACGUUCGCUACCUCGCCUUUAUCGUAUCAGGUGACACCAAGCUCAAGUUUUGCCCGUUCUUCUGCGCCUCUGAUGGGCUCGGCAACAUCAUCGCCAACCUCACCUUCCACCAGAAGAUGCCGGAGAGCAUGGCCAAAAUGAUUGAAGGCGUAUACGCCUCCGGCUUGAGUGAUGCUAUAGACGUCAGCAAGUUUACUCAAGUCAAGGGCCAAGCUUUUCGCGGCGACAGCCGCGGGAUGAUGUGGACUGGGUACGAGCAAAUCUGCGCUCAGAAAGACCCCACCACUGCGUCUAAGUCAAAGCCACGUCUCUUCCUCACGAACUACGAAGAGAGGAUCGUUCUCAAGAAAGGAGUUGCACUUGUUGGCUGGCCGUUCAAGUUUCCCGUUUGCGAUAUUGAUGGCCUCGAUCCAACCCAGCAGUAUCUCCUGAACGUCACCCUUUGUGAGAAGACGUGCAAGUGGGUAAUUCUGACCCCCGCCGAGCUGCAGGCUCGUAGGCUCGCAUUCAACAUGGCUCAUAUCAAAGCCAUCAAGUCCACUGCCGGGCAGUCUAAGAAGCGCGCGCGUCGUGAGGAGGAGGAGGAGGAGGAGGAGGACGAGGGUGAGGAAGAGGAGGACGAGGACGAGUAG